This is a messenger RNA of Cooperia oncophora, 1473 nucleotides long. NCBI's taxonomy places the organism in Eukaryota, Metazoa, Nematoda, Chromadorea, Rhabditida, Trichostrongylidae. The record is from the annotation of a GenBank genome assembly.
AUGAGGAGCAAAGGGGCUUCCCAAAGAUUUUCCGGGAGAAACCAGAGCUACCCAAUCGAAAGAUCACCGUAUCAACUAAGAAGGAGAAGAAGAAGACCAUAUGGAAUAGUGGCUACCAUCGUCUGUCUAGUCUCUACUGUCCGAUGCUGCUCCGAUAUAGUAACUCACCAAGGAGAAACAUCAUACUGCACAAUCACCGAAAACGAAGAGAAAUGCAUAUACGGACAAACUACCCAGCUGCUCCUUCAACCGAUCGGACAAGAAGCUUGUCUCCUACUCAAAAACAAGGAAAACCGAAUCAUGGCAACAGUUUCCAUCCGACUGAAACAAAUCUCUCACAUCUGUAAACAGAAAACCGAAUAUUUCACAAGAGAUUACGAGUUCUUCACGGAAUCCCGACAUCAGUGCUAUAACACUGAAAGCUGCAGAGGUAACACCUGCGCGUCACUCAAACCGGAGACGAAACUACACGACUUCAGUAUGAUUGCAAAGGCAAAUCCGGGAUACACAUACUGUGUACCAAGCUGUGGAUGCUUUUGGUGCGACUGGUGCUUCCACUGCACAUCAACAUCUCUCUUCUAUAGGUACAGUACCUACAUCAUCCACGAUAUACCGAGUCUUUUCAUGCCCCACAUGGAGCAUCCAAGCAGAAGGAACCGUCACGCUAAGAACAGAAACCAGGAAUUCCCUUUCACAUGGAAUAACCUUCGACUGACCUUUGCAGGUACAAUUCUACCAAAUCUUCCGAUUCUAUCAAGCUAUUUCAUAACGGACGGCAACAUCGUGACGCGAAUCGAACCAUCUCAGCAAGGACAACUUCUACCAAACUCCGCCGGUCAGUUACAAUGUAGAACAGAAGAAGAAGCAAAGUCUUUUGGGAGCUGCAUUUUCGCACAAUAUGCAUGUUCCUGUAACCCAAGAAAAUACGCAGUCACAUGCUCCUGUCCAAAUGGGACAACGUCGUCAUUUCUGCACAAUAAACAUAAUAAGCUUCCAGUAAUUACAGGUCAAGCAGCACUGAUAAAUGAGCGGCAAACCAUUAAGGCAAAAACAACAAUCGACUCUGCGCUCACAAUUCAGAUAUCAACGAACGAACUAGUCAUUGCUGCUAGCAUCAACAACAAUUCAUGUCAAGUACAUAUGGAGGAGCUGACAGGAUGCUAUUCCUGCACACAGGGAGCGAUUGCUAAUGUCUCGUGCAGGUCAUCAAUAAGUGAAGAAACGGCACAAAUUGAGUGUUCAGAUACAACCAGAAUCGUUCGCUGCACCCCAGAGGGAGAAAUUUCCACGGUGCGAUUCCACUUCAUCAACUCAAUGGUCAACGAAAACUGCACAGUCAGAUGUCCAGGAGGAAUUUCAACAGUCAUUCUGAAGGGACAACUCGCAUUCGUCAAUGAAGCAACUUUCAUCACAGAAAUGAUCACACCAAGGCGAUCAUUCAAAUCAUCCAGUAGCGGAUUUACCUUUGAAAAC